Brachypodium distachyon (stiff brome) is the source of this 1814-nucleotide messenger RNA. RefSeq names its product probable protein arginine N-methyltransferase 6.1. The record is from RefSeq and is a predicted model, not a curated record. The transcript has 13 exons. The coding region runs from base 286 to 1452 and encodes 388 amino acids. Gene Ontology annotation, molecular function: protein-arginine N-methyltransferase activity. NCBI's taxonomy places the organism in Eukaryota, Viridiplantae, Streptophyta, Magnoliopsida, Poales, Poaceae. Gene Ontology annotation, biological process: peptidyl-arginine methylation.
UAAGUCGCAACGACGAGAAGAACUUCAUCAGAACGACGAGAAGAACUUCAAGGUCACGAAGAGAACGGACCAACAAAAACAGCACGACACACGGACAAAAACUUUAUAGAACUUUUUGUGACGACGUCUAAAAUGGCACCAUGAACAUGUUGACACCCGGGCAAAAGGCCGAUUCAAAAUCAAACCGGAACCAAAGCAAAGCAAAGGGGCGAACUCAGAAGAGCGCAGUUCGCCGAGCAGCAAGCAAUCUCCCCUCGAAUCCCCUGCCCUUCCCCCUCUCCCACCAUGCUGCCCUCGCACCUCAACGGCCACUCCCCUCUGGCGCGCCGCCCGCGCCUCUCAGCCGCCGCCGGGGACCCCCCGGCGGCGGCGGCGGAGGCGGCCGGGGCUGCUUCCCUGGAGGCGCACGACCGCGUCUACUUCCAGUCCUACUCCCACAUCGGCAUCCACGAGGCCAUGAUCAAGGACCGGGUCAGGACUGAUGCUUAUCGCACAGCGAUCAUGCACCACCAGAAAUUCAUCGAGGGGAAGGUUGUGAUGGAUGUGGGGUGUGGAACUGGAAUACUGUCGGUGUUCUGUGCUCGUGCUGGUGCGAAAAGAGUAUAUGCUGUGGAUGCUAGUGAAAUCGCUACCCAGGCUACUGAAAUUGUAAAAGCGAACAACUUAGCGGAUAAGAUCGUGGUCAUUCAUGGACGUGUUGAGGAUGUUGACAUUAAGGAGAAGGUUGAUGUAAUAAUAUCAGAAUGGAUGGGUUAUAUGCUUCUCUAUGAGAGUAUGCUGCCAAGUGUUCUGUUUGCGAGGGAUAAAUGGCUUAAGCCUGGGGGUCUUAUCCUUCCUUCACAUGCUACGCUUUUCAUGGCGCCUAUAACAAAUUCUGAUAGAUAUGAAGGCAGUGUUGAUUUCUGGUGUGAUGUUUAUGGCAUAAACAUGUCUGCUCUUGUGCCACUUGCCAAAAAAUUUACAUCCGAGGAGCCCUCCAUUGAAAUAAUCAGUGGAGAGAAUGUUAUAAGUUGGCCAUUUGUGGUCAAGCACAUUGAUUGCUACACUUUUACGGUUGAGGAAUUCAAAUCUGUCACCACAACAUACAAAGUUUCAUCAAUGAUGUUAGCUCCGAUUCAUGGCUUUGGUCUCUGGUUUGAGGUGGAGUUCAAUGGGCCCGCAGAGUCUUUGGACGAUUUGUCCGCUAAUUCUAAUCCACUUGAUAUCAUCCAGAAGAAAAGGCGGCGAGGAUCAGAUAACACAGUUCUGUUGUCCACAGCCCCAGAAGAUGAACCAACACAUUGGCAUCAGACUAUUUUGUACUUCCCUGAUCCUAUAGAAGUGAAGCAGGAUCAAAUAAUAGAAGGCUCUGUAAUGGUCACCCCGAGCGAGGAAAAUCCACGCUGUCUAAACAUUCGCUUAGAGUGCUCAACAGGAGGUCAAACCUUGGUGAAGGAUUUUGCAAUGAGAUGAACUGGUGUGAUUCCCCAGCCUCCUCAAGGAAGAUCCCAGCACUCAGAAGAGUCUCUUUCAGCAACCAUGAAUCGGAAUCACUGGUCAUCCUGUUGAGCUUCUUGUCUGUAAGUUAGAGAGAACGACAGCAUCCAAGAUGCCUCCUUUUUCCUCUCCUCAAUUUUUUGGUUGUGUUAUUGGAGAUGGAAAAAAAAAAUGUAGGAAUUUUGCCCUCCUGCGUGUAAUGAAGAUAACAUCCAUUGUAGAAUUUCAAUUUGUCAAAUGUUCUCUGUGGUUAACCCUGAGUCUCGCUGUCUUGAUAUUUCUUUUGGAACUGAUUGUUAAAAAUAUUCAAAGUUAUCACGAGAUCUUGUUAACCCUGA